Messenger RNA from Effrenium voratum, 2602 nucleotides. The record is from the annotation of a GenBank genome assembly. Lineage: Eukaryota; Dinophyceae; Suessiales; Symbiodiniaceae.
AUGGAGGCGGGGGAUUUGCUCAUCGGCCUUCACUCCUCGGGUCUCCACAGCAACGGCUUCAGCCUGCUGCGGUCCGUGGUGCAAGCGGCCGGCAUUCGCUACCAGGCAGCCGCUCCCUUCGACCCCACCCGCUCCUUCGGGGAGGUGCUUCUGGCGCCCACCCGCAUCUAUGUACAGCCCCUGCAGGCCUUGUCAAGGGCGGGCCUGCUGAAGGGCGCAGCGCCAGUAACGCGGGGCGGCCUGUCCCGCAGCAUCCCCCGGGUGUUGCCCAAGACGCUGAAAGCGCAGCUCAAGGCGGAGGCUUGGGAGCUGCCUCCGGUCUUCCGAUGGAUCGCGGCCAGGUGCAAGAUCCCUUGUGACGAGUUGGCAGCCACCUUCAACUGCGGCAUUGGCAUGGUGCUGGUGGUUGCCAAGGACAAAAAGGAGGAGGUCAUGUCCCUUCUGAAGAAGAUGGACGAGGAGGCCUGCGUCAUCGGAGAGCUGGGGAAGCGCUCGGACGGGCAGCCCCAGACGCACAUCGACGGGGCGGAGAGCUGCUGGCUGAUGCUCCCGGAGCUCGGAGUUUCGCUGCCCUUCCCACAGGUCUUGUCCUCCCUGCAGGAUCCGCACAUGGUCUCGCGGCAGCACUGUGUGGUGCUGGGAGGCACCGCCUUGGCCACGCCCCUCAAGGCGUUGCUGGAGGCCACGGAGAUUUGGGCCUUCCCCGCGGAGGUCAGCGCUGUCAUCAGCCUGAGCUCCCAGAGCCCAAUGGUGAAACUGGCCAAGACGGCGGGCCUUGCCACCUUCGUGGUGGAGCAGGAGCUGCAGGUUGGGGGCAACGCCUUCGCCCCACCGCCGCGACAGUCAGCCACGGACGUGGAGCAGCUGCUGGAAAAAUGCCUCGAGCAGCACCGGGCGGAUCUGCUGGUGGUCAUGGACGACUUCAGCUUGGAGCUGCUGCCUGCCAGCUUGCGGCAGCGCUGGGCGGGCAAGCUGAUCGAUGUGCGCGCCUCCUUGUUGCCGCGCAACGGCGCUGAUCCCUUGCAGUCGGUGCUGGAUGCGGGCAUGUGCGUGACGGGGUGCACCGUUUAUAUGCAGACGGAGGAGGGCGAGGAGAUCAUGCUGCAGGAGACGGCGAGGGUCAUGGACACCGACACGGUGGACAGUUUGCACGAGCGCAUCGUGGAGGACGCCGAGUCCAAGGCCCUGCCGGAGGCGGUGCGGCUGGUGGCCUCCGGCAAGUGGAAGAGUCGGAGGUUGGCACCAGCAGCAACGGCGGCGGCAGCAGCAGCAACGCUUGCCUCGUCCGUCCCGUCAUCUGCCAAGAUGGACGGAGAUGCCAAGCGAUACGAGCAGCGCGGAGUGUCGGCAGACAAGGGUGACGUGCACGCAGCCAUCAAGAAUAUGGACAAAGGCUUGUUCCCCCAGGCAUUUUGCAAGGUUGUCCCAGAUUUCAUCUCUCGCGACCCAACGCAAGCCAUCGUCAUGCAUGCAGACGGUGCUGGGACCAAAUCCUCCUUGGCCUACAUGUACUGGAAGAAGACUGGGGACAUCUCAGUUUGGCGCGGCAUUGCGCAGGAUGCGCUUGUGAUGAACCUGGAUGAUCUGCUUUGCGUGGGCAUCACUGACAACAUUUUACUGUCCAGCACCAUUGGCCGCAACAAGAACCUCAUCCCGCGCGAGGUCAUCGGCGCUGUGAUCGCUGGCACGGCCUCGCUAGUGGACGAGCUGAACCGCCACGGGGUGGGGAUCAUCCUGACGGGCGGGGAGACGGCGGACGUGGGGGACUUGGUGCGGACCAUCAUCGUGGACUCCACGGUCGCAGCGCAGAUCCCACGGAGAGAGGUCAUCGACAACGGCAACAUCCGCGCCGGGGAUGUGAUCGUGGCUUUGUCCUCCUCCGGGCGGGCGACCUACGAGGACUCCUACAACAGCGGCAUCGGCAGCAAUGGGCUCACCGCGGCGCGACACGACACCUUCAAGAAUUCCUUGGCGAAGGAAUUCCCCGAGUCCUUUGACCCCAUGAUGGCGAAGGAGCUGGUGUAUAGCGGCCAAGUGGGCCUGGAGGAUCCCAUCGACAUCCCAGGCUACGGGACCAUCCCGGCGGGGAAGCUGCUGCUUUCCCCCACCAGGACCUAUGGCCCCGUCGUCCAGAAGAUCUUUGCGGCCGGCCUGCGGUCACAGAUCCACGGCAUGGUGCACUGCUCAGGUGGCGCGCAGACAAAGGUGCUGCAUUUUGUGGACGGAGUUCACAUCAUCAAGGACAAUCUGAUGGAGACUGCCCCUGUCUUCAGACUGAUCCAGAAGAAUUCGGGCACGCCGUGGGAGGAGAUGUACAAGGUCUUCAACAUGGGCCACAGGUUAGAAGUGUACACCAACCCGGAGGCAGCUGCAAAGAUCAGCGACAUCUCCAAGUCUUUCGGCAUUGAGUCCCAGAUCAUCGGCAGAGUAGAGGCGAUGGAGCCAGGUCACAAGAAGGUGACCAUCAAGUCAGAGCACGGGGUCUUCCAGUACGGCUCCUGAGUUUGUGCAUAUUCGGGGGUUUGGUUUAUUUCAAAUGACGGCUGUUUGAAUAGCUGCUGCUCUUGUUUCGAUGCUGUCAGCGGUGGGUGCCCAGUGCACA